Zingiber officinale is the source of this 1506-nucleotide messenger RNA. RefSeq lists its product as uncharacterized. Lineage: Eukaryota; Viridiplantae; Streptophyta; Magnoliopsida; Zingiberales; Zingiberaceae. The transcript has 7 exons. Bases 1 to 1506 code for a protein of 501 amino acids. The record is from RefSeq and is a predicted model, not a curated record.
AUGAGGCAAUCCUUAGCCACUGAAAGUGAAGUCGAAGUUGGAGGAUCUACUUACAUUCCAAGUCAAAAAGACCUUGAUAACCAUGCAUUUUUAGUCCAACCUGAAUCAUCUAAGAAGAUUGAUGACCAAAAUGACAGAUUUUGUCCAAAUAAUUUGAAGAGACAACUGAGAAAUACAAUAGGAGAUCAUGGUCAAGGAUCUACGGAAGAACAACCAGCCUCUAAGAAGCCAAAGACUACUUCAAAGUGUCCUGCUAUAUCACUUGAAAAAUAUAUUAAUAACCAUAGGGAUCAACUUGAAGAAGAGGAAUUAGAAGAUGAAGAGAGUGAAGAAAAUGACAUAGAACAAGAAGUUGAAGGGGAUAUCAACUUUGAAAAUGAAGAAGAUGAGGAUACUAAUGACAAUACAACCGAAGUUCAUGAACGAUCAAUAAAUGAUAGACAAGAAAUCAUCUUGAAUAAAGAAGGAGAACCCGUUGGACCAGACCAGAAGACAGUUUCUCAACUUAGUAGUUUCUUGGGAACAAUAGCAAGAAGUGCAGAUUUUUGUCCUCUUACUUACACAAAUUGGAAAGCUAUACCAAACAAACAACACAUAUGGAAUUAUAUCAAUCAAAAAUACAUCAUUCCAGAAAAAGGGGAGAAGGCUGUGUAUGGUAUUAUAAAUGAUGCUUGGAGGCGAUAUAAAUGUUGGAUUAAGAAAAUUCAUUUCACCGAGUAUACAACCAUGCGCGAGCGGCUGAAAAAUCGUCCUCAAGACAUACCAGAAGCACACUUUAGAGUGUUGAUGGAUUAUUGGAGACUUGAAACCAUUCAAGAAAUAAGUGAUCAAAAUGCUAAAAAUAUUGCUCAGCAAAAAUGGAGACACCGUGCAGGGCCUAUAAGUUUUGCUUGUAUAAAGGAGAGAUUGAGUGCAAGCAAUGAGGAUAAAGAGUCUCCAACUCAAGCUGAAAUGUUCAUUGAAACUCGACAGAGAAAGAAAGGAAAACAACUAGAUCAAGAAACAAAUAAUGCAAUUACAAAACUUCGAGACUUGAUUGAAAAUUCUAGUGUACCUUCUACUGAGGCUUUUAAGACUAUAUUUGGCAAAGAGAAGCCAGGAAGAGUGCGAUGUUAUGGAAGAACUACAACACCUACACUCUUAAAAAGAAAUGAAGAAAUAGCAGAAAUUGAGAAAAGGCAUGCUAAUGAAGUCAAACAUUUAACUGAUAAGGUGCAUGAGAUAGAAGGGAAACAUGAAGAGAUGGAGGUGAAACAUAGUAAAGAGAUGGUGGUAAUGGAGCAAAAAUUUCAUCUUCUUCUAAGGACCAUGUUAAAUCAAAAUGACUCAAGAGUAGACAUGGAGUCUUUGGCAGCUUUGUUAUCUCCAUGUGAUGCUAAUAGUGGUCUACGUUCAUCCACAUCUACUCAUGCUCCAAAUAAUCCCAAGGAUCCUAAUAUGGAUGGUGAUCAUGUGGAAGAAGAUCAAAUGUUGGACAUAGAAGCGGAAGAAGAUGAUGCUAUAUAG